AUGACUGAUUAUCCUGGAUAUAUUUACGCUACUACUAUCGCCUUGGGAGGUGUUUUUGGUUAUGUAAAAGCAGGGAGUAUACCUUCUUUGUUUUUCGGUUUAACUUUUGGCGGGUUGGCGGCAUAUGCUGCAAAUCGAACUAGUGUUAAUCCAAAGAAUGCAAUUCUAGCAUUCGUCGUAUCAUCAGUGUUGUUUAUUGUAAUGGGUGUUCGUUUCUAUAAAAGUGGAAAAUUUAUGCCAGCUGGCUUUGUCUCCACUCUUAGGUGA
Messenger RNA from Racocetra persica, 267 nucleotides. NCBI's taxonomy places the organism in Eukaryota, Fungi, Glomeromycota, Glomeromycetes, Diversisporales, Gigasporaceae. The record is from the annotation of a GenBank genome assembly.